AUCACAAAACUUUAAUUGCUUUACUAUCUUUAUCACAUCAUAUGAUCAUCAUCAUUAUAAGACAAAAAUUAAAAUUACUUUCUCAUUCUUUUUAUUCUUAUUCUUAUUUAUUUACAAUUUUAAAAACAAAUAAAUUCAAUAUAUUCAUUAAAAUUGAUGACAACUUGGCUCGGUCGUUUGUUUUCUACAUAGAUUCCGGAGAGUGUCUGUCUUUGUUGUUGUUGGAACACAGAGAAAUAGACAGAGACACACACAGAGAGAGAAAAAUGAGUUUUUUCAUUUCAUUUUCUUUUGUUGAGAUCUGAUAAAGAUAGAAGAAAACAACAAAAUCAGGGAAGAAUAUGGGUUUCUAAUUCUAGAAGAAAGAGUGCUAAAGUUUGUAUCUUUCUUUGUUGGGGUGUGUAGAUUCAAUCUGAAAAAGCUGAACAAGUGUUUCAAUGAAGGAAACUGAAAAAGGGUACUUGGAUCCACAACUAUGGCAUGCUUGUGCUGGUGGAAUGGUUCAGAUUCCACAAGUGAAUUCCAAAGUUUACUACUUUCCACAAGGUCAUGCUGAACAUGCUAACACAAACAUUGAUCUAAGGGUUUCAGUUCCACCACUGAUUCUUUGUAAAGUUGUUGCUGUUAAAUUCUUGGCUGACCCAGAAAGUGAUGAAGUUUUUGCUAUCAUAAAGCUUCUUCCUUUAAGAAAUUCAGAAUUUGGUUAUGGUGAAGAAAGUUGUGGUGGUGGUGGUGAUGGUUUGGAAAAUUCAGAAAAGCCUGCAUCUUUUGCAAAGACUUUGACUCAGUCUGAUGCAAAUAAUGGUGGGGGGUUUUCUGUUCCGAGAUACUGUGCUGAGACGAUCUUUCCUCGGCUUGAUUAUGCGGCUGAGCCGCCUGUUCAGACUGUGGUUGCGAAGGAUGUUCACGGCGAGCUUUGGAAGUUUAGGCAUAUUUAUAGAGGGACGCCGCGGAGGCACUUGCUUACAACAGGAUGGAGUAGUUUUGUGAACCAGAAGAAGCUUGUUGCUGGUGAUUCUGUUGUGUUUCUGAGGGCUGAGAAUGGUGAAUUGUGUGUUGGAAUUCGAAGGGCGAAAAAGGGAAUUGGUAGUGGUUUUGAUGGUUCAUCUUGUGGUUGGACUUCUGGUUCAGGUUCUAACAAUGGAAAUUGUGGAAUUGGACCUUUUGGGGCCUUUUCUUUUUUCUUGAAAGAGGAGAAUAAGACAUCGAGAAAUGGUUUUGUCGGUGUUGAUGGUAAUUUGAGUGGAAGAGUGAGAGUGAGACAUGAAGAUGUUAUGGAAGCUGUGAAAUUGGCUGCUAAUAACCAACCAUUUGAAGUUGUUUACUAUCCAAGAGCAAGCACUCCUGAGUUUUGUGUCAAGGCUUCAUCUGUGAGGGCUGCUAUGAGGAUUCAGUGGUGUUCUGGAAUGAGGUUCAAGAUGCCUUUUGAAACUGAGGACUCUUCUAGGAUUAGUUGGUUUAUGGGAACAGUUGCUUCUGUUCAGGUUGUUGAUCCUAUUCGCUGGCCUAAUUCACCGUGGCGCCUUCUUCAGGUUACAUGGGACGAGCCAGAUUUACUACAAAACGUGAAGCGCGUUAGUCCGUGGUUGGUUGAAUUAGUUUCAAACGUACCAGUCAUUCAUUUCUCACCGUUUACUCCACCGAGGAAGAAGCUGCGGUUUCCACAAAACCUAGACUUCCCCCUCGACGUUCAUUUUCCAUCACCGACGUUUUCAGGCAACCAGCUCGGGCUAAACAGCCCUUUGUUUGGUUUAUCUGAUAAUGCUCCUGCAUGUAUACAGGGAGCCAGGCAUGCUCAAUUUGGAGGAAUAUCUCUUUCAGAUCUCAACCUUAACAACAAUAAACUUCAGUUAGGGUUGUUUCCUACUAAUAUACAGCACCUUGAUGUGCGUAAUAGGAUUUCAAAUGGUAACAACAUGAUGACCGACAACGAUAAGAAUAAAGAAAGCUUAUCAUGCUUGUUGACCAUAGGGAAAAAGUCUGAUAAGAGUUUGGAGAAAUCUCAAUCUGAUGAUGAUGUUGUUAAGAAACAUCAGUUUUGUCUUUUUGGUCAACCAAUACUCACCGAACAACAAAUUUCUAGAAAUUGUUCUGAAAAAGAUUUAGUAGAUGAGAGUAAGGACAAAGAGAAGUGGUUUUUGGAUGCAUUUUCAGCAGGAAAAGGUUCUGAUGCUACCGAGUUUAGUUGGCAACUUGGUUUGGAUAUUGGUCAUUGUAAGGUUUUCAUGGAGUCAGAAGAUGUUGGAAGGACACUUGAUUUAUCACUUCUUGGUUCUUAUGAAGAACUCUACAAGAAACUGGCUAACAUGUUUGAUUUAGAAAAAUCUGAGAUGUUGAAUCGUGUGUUCUACCGUGAUGCAACAGGUGCUGUGAAGCAAACUGGUGAAGAACCCUUCAGUGAAUUCAUGAAGACAGCAAAAAGAUUGACAAUUCUGACAGAUUCAGGCAGCAAAAAUGUCAGAGGGGCUUGGAUUACAGGAACUCACAAGGGUGAACAUGGAUUGAAUGCCUCAAACAAAACAGGUCCUCUAAGCAUAUUUGCUUAAUGUGGUGUAACAUUUGAGAUAUUGUAAUUUGCUUAAUGUGGUGUAACAUAUGAGAUAUUUUUAAUUAUGAUAUGUGAAAUUAAUGGACAGUUUUAAAUAUUAAUUACCUCUGAAAAAUCAAGAGAAUAUUUUAUAGAGGUUACUGUUUGUACCCCAAAAAAAGAAGAUUCUCUUAUGAAGUAGGAUGGGAUUGUUUAUGUUUA
Molecule: messenger RNA, 2749 nt
Organism: Trifolium pratense (red clover)
Lineage: Eukaryota; Viridiplantae; Streptophyta; Magnoliopsida; Fabales; Fabaceae
Product: auxin response factor 10-like
Exons: 5
Coding region: 438-2546 (702 amino acids)
Biological process (GO): response to hormone; regulation of DNA-templated transcription
Cellular component (GO): nucleus
Molecular function (GO): DNA binding; protein binding
Source: RefSeq, a predicted model, not a curated record